AUGAGCGCCGGCAGGGCCCCCGGCGGCGACCUCCGCGCACGGCCGCCCUGGGGAGGCCUGUCCUCGGCCGACCCGCGGCCCCCGGCCGGGCCCCUCGGCGAGCACGUCCGCGGCCCCUUCCCGCCCGCGCCCGGGCGCCGACUCACUCGCCGCGGCGUCGCGGAGCUGGCCCAGCGGGCGCCGCUGCUCCGUCCCCUCGUCCGAGUCGGGCCUCCGCGCCCUCGGCCCGCGCCGCGCUCCCCCUUCCGCCGCCGGCCCGCUCCUCCUCCUUCCUCCUCCUCCUGCCGCCGCGCCCAGCGCGGGGAAGGGAGGCCGCGGCCGCCGGGAGCUGGAGACUGGGCGUGGGCCUCGCGAGGGAAGGGCCUCGGGCGGGGCCCGCGGAGCGUGCGCGGCGAGCGGCCUCCGGACACCCGCGGCUCUGCGGCCGCGAGAGCGGAGCGCGCUGGGCCCGGGACCGGCCCACGAGCUGCCCGAGUACCGGGGGCGGUGGCGCCCUGGCCGGCCGCGCUCGCCCCCACCGCGGUUUGCGCCCAGCCCCUCGGGGCCACUGCCGCCCUCCCACGACGGUCCCCGGGCCGCGCCGGGCGGGACGCCUCUCGGGCGCGCCCGGGCAGCAGCCCCCCGACUGCCCCCAGUAAGAGGCGCGCGCUGCACCCCGCGCCGUGGCGCUGCCUGGGUGGCAGCACCCCUUCCCGCACGCACGCCCUACUGCGGGAGAGGGCAGAGAGACACCCUCCGGCUGGCUUGUGA
Messenger RNA from Marmota flaviventris (yellow-bellied marmot), 750 nucleotides. The record is from RefSeq and is a predicted model, not a curated record. NCBI's taxonomy places the organism in Eukaryota, Metazoa, Chordata, Mammalia, Rodentia, Sciuridae.